This is a messenger RNA of Penaeus chinensis, 2110 nucleotides long. RefSeq names its product high affinity nerve growth factor receptor-like. The record is from RefSeq and is a predicted model, not a curated record. The coding region runs from base 1 to 1083 and encodes 360 amino acids. NCBI's taxonomy places the organism in Eukaryota, Metazoa, Arthropoda, Malacostraca, Decapoda, Penaeidae. Gene Ontology annotation, molecular function: transmembrane receptor protein tyrosine kinase activity; neurotrophin binding; ATP binding. Gene Ontology annotation, biological process: multicellular organism development; cell surface receptor protein tyrosine kinase signaling pathway; positive regulation of kinase activity. The transcript has 8 exons. Gene Ontology annotation, cellular component: signaling receptor complex; axon.
AUGGCGAGAACAAAACUUAAGUCGGUGCCUGGAGUGCCACACAGUGGGGAGUAUAACAGAAGUAGUGGGUGCCUGUGCAGGGACGAGGAGUGCCAGAAGAAGCACGAGGGCCUGCAUACCCAAGAGCUCAUGCCCAUCAGCGCUGAGAGGCUCGUCGACAACCCAGAGUAUAUUGGAAAUGGCAUCGUUCUUCCGUCCAAACCACAGGUCAAGGUCAUUCCCCGGGACAAGGUCAAAUUUGUGUCAGAGCUCGGUGAAGGCGCUUUCGGCCGCGUCUACCUCGGGGUCAUGGAAGAAGGUCGAGGGAAAGCUACUCAGGUCGCGGUCAAAACCUUAAAGAGCGUUGGUCCUGAAGCCCGAGUGGAGCUGGAGCGCGAAGUGGAGCUCUUGAGUAACCUCACCCACGCUAACAUCGUGAGCUUCUACGGUGUUUGUUACAGCUCAGAUUCCAUGCUGAUGGUGUUCGAAUAUAUGGAACACGGCGACCUGAACAACUACCUCAGAAGUCACAACGAGGACGUGGCUCUCCAGGCGGGCGAGGAAGCUUUAUCGGAACCUAUCUCUGUUAUGGAUUGCCUCCAGAUUGCCCUGCAGGUGGCGGCCGGCAUGAAGUAUCUUGCAUCGCAGCACUACGUCCAUCGUGACCUCGCCACAAGGAACUGCCUGGUAGGAGCUAACCUCGUGGUCAAAAUCGGUGACUUCGGGAUGUCCAGAGAUGUCUACACUACAGAUUAUUACCAGUUCGGUGGCAGGACGCUCCUCCCAGUGCGGUGGAUGCCUCCCGAGAGCAUCCUCUACAGGAGAUUCACCAUAGAGUCAGACAUCUGGAGUUUCGGUGUGGUUCUGUGGGAAAUAUUCACGGGAGGAAAGCAACCUUGGUACGGCUACAAUAACCAGGAGGUGAUUACUCAGAUCACCGGGUGCAAGGUGCUGAGCUGUCCCGACCGCUGCCCGCCCGACAUGUACCGAAUCAUGGUAUCGUGCUGGAGGCAGAAUCCCCAAGAACGGCCGUCCAUGGCUACCCUUUACGCUCAGAUCUGCAGUCUUAUUACUGUGGAACCGCAUGUGCUAGAUUAUGAUUAGGAUCUUUGGUGUGGGGUACGUAUGCUGGGCUGUGACUUGGGUAUUCAUCACUGUCAAACCACCUGUGUUGGUCUGUGUAAGAUUCACAUCACUGCAAGUCCUGAACUAAGACUGGAGUUUUUCUCCUUUGUAGAAUCACAUGGGCUUGUCGACGACUGAAAUUUUUAUUAUUAUGGAAAUACAUAUGCUGGACUAUGACCAUGGUUGCUAUAUGUUGUGGAAUCCAUUAUUUAGAGUGUGAGCAAGGACUUCACUACUGAGAAACUGCAAUCUUGGACUUUGCCCAAAGAUCGAGACGGUUUCAAAACGUUCUUGGAAUAUUAUCUCCAUUAAACUUCAAUGGUUUUUAAAGAACACAUUUACCGCAGGAAAAAAAAAGUGCUCUCCAUGAAAGACAGUGACAAAAAUACUCAAAUAACUAAAUGAACCAGCCGAGUGAAACAGGUCCGCGUGAAACAAAUCGGUAGUUGUCGGAUAGGAUUAUAUCUGUUCAUAAACACAGAUGAAACGUUUCCAUCACUCACCUUUUCAAAGCUUCGUUGAAAAUGGAGUGAAUUUACAAAAAAAAACAUUGACGAAACAAAGAACAAGUCUUAUGAUGGUGGCCAUAGCUGAACUCUGUUACGUGGUGCUGUAGUUUCGAAUAGAGGAACUGUAAUAUUAUUAAAGACAGAUGGAAAUGAAGGCCCAAUUAUAAGGUUUUAUUACGAAGUUGUUUGUACUUGGACUAGGCCGGCAAAAAAAAGAUAAUGAGUGUCGUGUGCUUCCUAAACUUAGCCUAAACUCAUUUACAAAAAUCAUCAAAUAUUGAUAUUGAGUUUUUGUAUCCAAAAAGUGAUUGUUGUUUUGAUGUAGAAAUUAAGAUAUAUAUUUGUAGAGGUUGGUGUUGAAAGGAUAUUUUCCUCAAGAAAGAAAAAAAUGUGAAUGAAAGCUGUCUUGGUAACUGUUAAGUAAAACUUCUUUUUGACCAUGCUAGCUACUUUGAGUUGAAAAGACUUAAAUCAUCCAAGAAAACACACACACAAAC